Gadus chalcogrammus (walleye pollock) is the source of this 903-nucleotide messenger RNA. It is a transcript of the gene shox2, whose product is annotated as short stature homeobox 2. Gene Ontology annotation, cellular component: nucleus. Gene Ontology annotation, molecular function: sequence-specific double-stranded DNA binding; DNA-binding transcription factor activity, RNA polymerase II-specific. The coding region runs from base 1 to 900 and encodes 299 amino acids. Lineage: Eukaryota; Metazoa; Chordata; Actinopteri; Gadiformes; Gadidae. Gene Ontology annotation, biological process: regulation of transcription by RNA polymerase II. The record is from RefSeq and is a predicted model, not a curated record. The transcript is spliced from 5 exons.
AUGAUGGAAGAACUCACCGCUUUUGUGUCCAAGUCUUUUGAUCAAAAAGUGAAGGAAAAAAAGGAGGUGAUCACGUAUCGGGAGGUGCUGGAGAACGGGUCGACGCGGGGAAGGGAGCCUCUAUCUAUGGAACCAGGUCGCGAGGAAGUGAGCGCCGUUUCGAGGGGUGUCGUGCGCUCCCCGAGCAGGGAGCGGGACAUGCUGGGCUCGGAGAGGACUAGGGACACGGGGAGCCCCAAACUCAUUGAAGGUAACACGGAUAUGAAAGAGAGGAAAGAGGACUCGAAGCCUUUGGAGGACGAGGCACAAACUAAAAUCAAGCAGAGGAGAAGUCGGACUAACUUUACGCUAGAGCAACUUAACGAGCUCGAGCGGCUCUUCGACGAGACCCACUACCCCGACGCGUUUAUGCGCGAGGAACUAAGCCAGCGACUGGGGCUGUCCGAGGCUCGAGUACAGGUUUGGUUCCAGAAUAGACGAGCCAAGUGCAGGAAGCAGGAGAACCAACUACACAAAGGCGUCCUCAUUGGAGCAGCGAAUCAGUUUGAAGCUUGUCGUGUCGCGCCGUAUGUGAACGUGGGGGCCUUGCGGAUGCCAUUCCAACAGGAUAGUCAUUGCAACGUGCCGCCCUUCUCCUUUCAGGUGCAGGCGCAACUGCAGCUGGACAGCGCAGUGGCGCACGCGCACCAUCACCUCCACUCUCACCUGGCGGCGCACGCGCCUUACAUGAUGUUUCCCGCGCCGCCGUUCGGGUUGCCCUUGGCUACGCUCGCGGCUGAAUCUGCUUCCGCCGCCUCGGUGGUGGCCGCGGCUGCGGCGGCCAAGAACACCAACAAAAACUCAAGCAUCGCCGACUUGAGACUCAAAGCCAAAAAACACACGGCCGCGCUGGGACUGUGACGC